Molecule: messenger RNA, 2796 nt
Organism: Aspergillus terreus NIH2624
Lineage: Eukaryota; Fungi; Ascomycota; Eurotiomycetes; Eurotiales; Aspergillaceae
Product: putative LON domain serine protease
Exons: 3
Coding region: 1-2796 (931 amino acids)
Biological process (GO): protein quality control for misfolded or incompletely synthesized proteins; protein catabolic process; protein targeting to peroxisome
Cellular component (GO): peroxisomal matrix
Molecular function (GO): ATP hydrolysis activity; serine-type endopeptidase activity; ATP binding
Source: RefSeq, a predicted model, not a curated record
AUGGGCGUCAACAAUGGGAGAACCACCAAGCUCGCCUUGGUGCCGCUCCCUAAAGGCUCCGUUUUGCUUCCUGGAGUCACUCUCCGCAUUCCAGUGAACAACCGGCCCGACCUCUCCAACCUUCUGUCGUCCCUUCUCGAUCGAACCUCCGCCGCUAGACGGGAUGGAACUUCCAUCACCUUCGGGUGUGUCCCACUCAGCUCGCCAUUCCUCAGUACCGAUGGUCAACGUUUGAUCGACAACGGCAGUCUAGAUGAUGAGAAGAAGGAGGAAUAUGAGGUUCUCGAUGCAGGCCAGGCCAGAAAGGAGGAUCUUUUCCGUUAUGGCACCGUGGGCAAGGUGAUUGGCAUCCAACGUCGAUCCUACUCCGAGGCGUCCCUUGUCGUCCAGGGUGUCCAGCGCUUCACCAUCAAGCGUGUCCUGAAAGAAAGACCCUUUUUCGAGGCCGAAGCUAUCCUCCAUGACGAUAAAGAUCUCGCCACAGUUGAUUCGGAAACCGUUGAGCUGUUUCAACAACUGAGACGCCUUUCCAAGGAGCUCCUCACUCUUUUACGGCUAUCUUCGUUACUCCCCUCUCCCUCUAAUCGACUAUCACCUCUUCUGGCCCGGAAAUUCGAAUUGUUCAUCUCAAAGACUGACCUCGCGCAAGCUGGAAGACUGGCUGAUUUCAUGGCGGAUGUGACCGAUGCAAGCUUCGAGGAGAAGCUGCGGGUUCUUGCAUCACUUGACUCGAAGACGAGGCUCGAGAAAGUGGUCGAAUUGCUCAGCCGACAAGUCCAAAACAUCAAGAAUAGCGUGAAGGUCACCACGAUUUCCACGAAUAGCUUCAACCCCUCCGGGUUCGAUAUCAGCCAGAUCGAUCCACGUGACCGUGAGCUUCUGGCCCGACGGGCCAUGGCUGGUCUUUCGGGCUUAACACCCCCGGGGGCCGCUGGAAGGAGCAACGACGGAGAUGAGAAGGAAGUCAAUGAAGUCGACGAGCUGCAGCAGAAGUUACAGGAGGCGCAACUCAGCCCUGAAGCACGGAAGGUAGCUGACAAGGAGUUGCGUCGCCUUCGCAAGAUGAACCCUGCGAAUGCAGAGUAUGGUGUCUGCCGUACCUACCUGGAGAACCUGGCCGAUAUCCCAUGGACCAAAGUCACUGAAGAUCAACUUGGGCCAGAGACUUUGAAGAGAGCCAGGAAACAAUUGGAUGACGAUCACUACGGUCUGGAGAAAAUCAAGAAGAGACUUCUGGAAUAUUUGGCGGUUUUAAGGCUCAAGCAAUCCACUAACCAGGACGUUGAGCGCCAAAUCGCUAGCUUGUCGAAAGACCUAGAAGAGGCAGAUUCGGGUGAUCUCGAAAAGGAAGUCCCUCACUUGUCUGAGGCAGACCGUGUCGCAGUCGAGACAAAGCUUCAUCGUCUCAAAUCUAGGAAGAUGACUGACAAAUCUCCCAUUCUGCUCCUUGUUGGGCCACCUGGAACAGGUAAGACGAGUUUGGCAAGGUCGGUUGCUGCCUCUCUUGGGCGCAAGUUCCACCGCAUCUCUCUUGGCGGUGUUAGAGAUGAGGCGGAAAUCAGAGGCCACCGGAGGACCUAUGUGGCCGCCAUGCCAGGACUGGUCGUCAACGGUCUCAAGAAGGUUGGCGUUGCCAAUCCAGUCUUCUUGUUGGACGAAAUCGACAAGGUCGGUGGUGCCAACUUCCAGGGCGACCCAUCUGCAGCAAUGCUGGAAGUCUUGGACCCAGAACAGAACCAUACGUUUUCCGACCACUAUAUCAACAUUCCUAUCGAUUUGAGCAAGGUGCUCUUCAUUGCGACAGCCAAUUCGCUUGACACGAUCCCCGCCCCCUUGCUCGACCGCAUGGAGACCAUCACCUUGUCGGGUUAUACAACCGUGGAGAAGCGGCACAUCGCUAAGAGACACUUGAUCCCGAAGCAAAUUAGGUCCAAUGGACUGUCCGAUGGCCAAGUCAUUCUCUCAGAUGAAGUUAUCGACAAGACCAUCACCGCUUAUACUCGUGAAUCUGGUGUCCGUAACCUCGAACGCGAAAUUGGCUCGAUCUGUCGCUACAAGGCUGUCCAAUAUGCUGAUGCAGCUGAUACCGGCCGACUGGAAGCUUACAAUCCCGUGGUUACCCUUGAUGAUCUGGAGGAGAUCCUCGGGAUCGAACGGUUUGAUGAAGAAAUCGCCGAGAAGCAUGGGCGUCCAGGUGUUGUUACUGGCCUCGUUGCUUAUUCAACUGGAGGCCAAGGCAGCAUUCUGUUCAUCGAGGUUGCGGACAUGCCUGGAAACGGCCGCGUCCAGCUUACCGGAAAGCUUGGCGAUGUUUUGAAGGAGAGUGUGGAAGUAGCGCUAACAUGGGUUAAAGCUCAUUCGUACGAGUUAGGAUUGACUCCUGACCCGAACGAGGAUAUCAUGAAGAACCGCAGUCUGCACGUCCACUGUCCAUCCGGCGCCAUCCCCAAGGAUGGUCCGUCGGCUGGUCUCGCUCAUACGAUUGGACUGAUUUCCUUGUUUACUGGCAAAGCUGUGCCACCUAAGUUGGCGAUGACUGGCGAAGUGUCUCUUCGGGGACGAGUAAUGCCUGUCGGUGGCAUUAAGGAGAAGCUCAUCGGUGCUCACCGUGCUGGAGUCAAGACAGUUUUGAUCCCUUACCAGAACCGCAAGGACGUGAAGGAUGUGCCAAAGGAGGUCAGCGACGAACUUGAUAUCAUCUACGUCCAACAUAUCUGGGAAGGUAUUCGCCAUGUGUGGCCCGACGCGCAUUGGCCUGGCCAGCACCACAUGAACUUUGUCGAGAGCCGUCUGUAG